This is a messenger RNA of Oncorhynchus kisutch (coho salmon), 2925 nucleotides long. RefSeq names its product actin-related protein 2/3 complex subunit 1B. Lineage: Eukaryota; Metazoa; Chordata; Actinopteri; Salmoniformes; Salmonidae. The transcript has 10 exons. Gene Ontology annotation, cellular component: Arp2/3 protein complex; actin cytoskeleton. Bases 331 to 1476 code for a protein of 381 amino acids. The record is from RefSeq and is a predicted model, not a curated record. Gene Ontology annotation, molecular function: actin filament binding. Gene Ontology annotation, biological process: Arp2/3 complex-mediated actin nucleation.
UCCCUCUGUUCCUCUUUUUGCGGAAGUCUCUAUUUUCUCCCUCCCCGCUCCCUUCAGCCCCGUCUCUUUUUUGCAGAAGUUUGUUUUCCCUCACCCCUCCCUCUGUUCCUCUUUUUGCGGAAGCAACUUUUUCUACCUCCUUCUCGUCUACAGAAGUGUCUGUUCUCUCUCCGGUCACUCUGUCGGUAGCUUUCGCGUCGACUGGCCAGAGUCCGCGAGCUGUUCUCUCCACUCAUCUCUCCUUCCGUAUCAUCCCUCCAUCUCAGGGAACUACAGAGGCCUCUCAUUGGCUCAUCUCACUUUCUGGUUCUGCAUUGUCCCGAUUUGGUUAUGGCUUACCACAGCUUCUUGCUCGAGCCAAUCAGCUGCCACUCCUGGAACAAGGACCGGACCCAGAUUGCUCUGUGUCCCAACAACCAUGAUGUCCACAUCUAUAAGAAGGACGGGACCAAGUGGAUCAAGAUUCAUGAACUGAAGGAGCACAACGGACAGGUCACAGGUAUAGACUGGGCUCCAGAGAGUAACCGUAUCGUGACCUGUGGGACGGAUCGUAACGCGUAUGUCUGGUCUCUGAAGGGGGAGGUGUGGAAGCCCACCCUGGUCAUCCUCCGUAUCAACCGGGCUGCUCGCUGUGUCAGCUGGUCUCCCAAGGAGAACAAGUUCGCUGUGGGCAGCGGGUCACGCCUCAUAUCCAUCUGCUACUUUGAACAGGAGAAUGACUGGUGGGUCUGUAAGCACAUCAAGAAGCCGAUCCGUUCCACCGUCCUCAGUCUGGACUGGCAUCCUAACAACGUGCUGCUGGCGGCUGGAUCCUGUGACUUCAAAUGCAGGGUGUUCUCGGCCUACAUCAAGGAGGUAGAGGAGAAGCCCGGACCCACAGUGUGGGGGUCUAAGAUGCCCUUUGGAGAGGUGCUGUUUGAGUCCGGGCCCUCAGGGGUGUCUGGGGGGGCUGGAGAUGGGGCAGGAGGGGGAUGGGUCCACGGGGUCUGUUUCUCCCACAGUGGGAACCGCCUUGCCUGGACGUCACAUGACUCGACUGUGGCGAUCGCAGAGGGAGGCAAGACCAGCACGAUCAGCAGUCUGAGCUCUGAGACCCUUCCUCUGCUGUGUGUCAGCUUUAUCACUGAGAACAGCCUGGUGGCCGCUGGUCAUGACUGCUACCCGGUACUGUUUGUGUAUGACGGUACUAAGGGCUCAGUAACGUUCGGAGGGAAGCUGGACGUUCCCAAGCAGACGUCUCAGAGAGGGAUCAGCGCCAGGGAACGCUUCCAGAACCUGGACCGCCGAGCCACCUCGUCUGAGACCACCGAGCAGGGCCUGGAGAGUCUGCACAAGAACAGCAUCAGUCAGAUCUCUGUGCUGGAGGGAGGGAAGAGUAAAUGUUCCACGUUCUGUACCACUGGGAUGGACGGAGGAAUGGUCACAUGGGACGUCAAGAGUCUGGAGUCUGCCCUGAAGGAUCUCAAGAUAGUCUGAUACCAGCCGACCAGCCGACCAGCCGGGAUAUGAAGAAAUCUCACCUCUUUGCCUUUCUGCUUCUCUGCGUCUGUCUGUCUCAGCUGCUGCUGGAGACAUCUCCUUUCUGUCUGUCUCUGUUGAGCAUCUGCUCGAAGCACGGCAGCCAUGACAACGACGUCUGCAUUCCACAUGGCACCCUGUUCUUUUUAUAUAGGUAGACCAGGACCCAUAGGACACCAUUUGAGACACAUCUUGUUUGUUUUUGUUCUAUCUUCUUAUCAUCUUUGUUUUAGAAUCCAGAAUCCAGGAAAUGCUUCAGGUGUUCUGUUCUGUUCCGUCAGGUGUUCUGUUCCGUCAGGUGUUCUGUUCUGUCAGGUGUUCUGUUCCGUCAGGUGUUCUGUUCUGUUCCGUCAGGUGUUCUGUUCCGUCAGGUGUUCUGUUCCGUCAGGUGUUCUGUUCUGUCAGGUGUUCUGUUCUGUCAGGUGUUCUGUUCUGUCAGGUGUUCCGUCAGGUGUUCUGUUCUGUCAGGUGUUCUGUUCUGUCAGGUGUUCCGUCAGGUGUUCUGUUCCGUCAGGUGUUCUGUUCUGUCAGGUGUUCUGUUCCGUCAGGUGUUCUGUUCUGUCAGGUGUUCUGUUCCGUCAGGUGUUCUGUUCUGUCAGGUGUUCUGUCAGGUGUUCUGUUCUGUCAGGUGUUCUGUUCUGUCAGGUGUUCUGUUCUGUCAGGUGUUCUGUUCUGUCAGGUGUUCUGUUCUGUCAGGUGUUCUAUACUGAUAGUUGUACCUGGACAUACAGCUGUGUUCUUAAGAUUCACUUUGGCUUCUGGAAUUAGUUUACUUGGAUUUUAGUUUUGAUGUUCACACAUUAAUUUGUUGGAUUUACAGCACAGGACCAAGAAAAAAAUUAUAUCUAAACUUGAGAUUUUUCACUUCAAAUAAAAAAAUUAAAAGUAAAAAUAAAAUUGAAUGGACUAAUAACCCUUAGAUGACAGGUUUUGAUACUGACAGGUUUUGAUACUGCAGUCAGUGCAGUAAGUGCAGUCGAUGGUAUUUUGGACGUAGUAAUUUCAGAAUAACUGCAGUUAGACUGCUCUCUGACCGCCAUCUUUUUUUCGUAACGGGAAAUGAUUCUGAAUUGUAAUUAAUUUGGUUGGAGGCAGGUGAUUAGUUUACUGUGUUGAUGUAUUAUAUCUGUGGUAAGUUGCAGGUGCCUACAGGGUUAAAAAACAAAACAAAAAGCCAUUCAGCCAGUUUUGAAAAGUGGAAACAGGACAUUCUGCUCCGAUGAACUCCGUUAUCAAGUGUCGAUAUAUUAGAGCGCAACUGUUCGCUAAAGGACUUAUUAUAGUAGGACGCGUCAGAGUGGAAGGCUACAGCAGGUAUAUAAUCAUGAAGAAAGCCAAGCAGCGGUACCUGUUAAAUGCUUAUGCUGGUCAUAAUAUGCAUUUUAAUAAAUGAUUUACUAUCAUAGA